CGUCCUGACGGAGGAGAAAUCGGUUUCUCCAGCCGAACUACCGAUCGGAGGGACGCAUGCUGGUUCAUCCCACUUCUGCCAUGUGAUUUUCAUUGCAGCAACUUGAGGAAGAGUUCCACCGUGGAAGGCUUACGCAAGCAAGAAUACAUGAAGAAGCAAAGAAAAGGCAACACUGCCGCCAGCAUCGCCUUCUCUUCCCCACCGGAGAACAGCAGUGUGCAGGUCUACAAUGACUACCAGAGUGUGGCUCUGGUGUCUGCCGGGAACGGUCACGCGAUAGAAAAUGGCUCUCAAAAGAGAGACCGGAUCACCAGCCGAGAUGGCACGGGCAAGACGUCCACCGUUGCCGACGUGGUUUCAAACAGCCAGGACUCGAGGUGCGGCAUGAAAGACGAGAGUAUUGGAAGGAACUCCACGUGGAUGAUGGAUUCGAGCAGCCAUGCCUACUUGGGACCCGAGGACAACUCCACAGACCCACAUGAGACCCUGACAGAGUCCUCAACUCUGACCUUCGUGGACGUUCACACCCUGGAGGAAUCGGCAGAGAACCACAGCCUCAAUGGGUUGGGGAUGGUUUACCUCAAGGAGUUUGUGCUGAUAGACGACGACGACGAUGGAGACAUGUCGCUAAGAGAGAAAACGGUGACAGACAUGUCCGUGAUGGAUGGAAAAGCUGCUGACCUGGUGUGUGGGAGGUUUUUGUCGACCUCCAGUGGCUCAUUAUCAGAGUGCAGGGAAGAAUUUCAGGCUCCUGAAGCUCCUCCACCCGAGGACGUCGAGACUGCAUGUGAAAAGAAACGCUGCUGUUUCUGCACUGUUUCGUGAACAAGCAGAACUCUGUUUGUGUGAAGUUGGUUAUGAUCACUCAGGCAAAUAACCGCUACCUUCUGGUUUUAUAUAUGCGUGCUUGUGGAAUUGCAGAGCAAAUUCAAAGGUUGUGUGAUUUAAUUUAUUUUUAUUUUACUUAAUAUUUACAACGCCUUUAUUCAACAUUAAAGAGGCAUAUUUGUGUGUGUUUGUCAGCCACUUUUAACGCUCCACAUUCUAGUAGCCUAAUUCUAAAACGUAUGUAUGCUUAAUACUUAAUACAUAAUACGAAAAUUUGGAUAAUAGUUUUUGAGUCUCUCGGAACUUCAUUAUGCAGUUUUUAUACUACAAAAUGCAUGUUCCUAUGACAUGUUAUUUGAAUGACAAAUUUUGGGAUAACUACAAAGGUCUAAAAAUAUCAGGUGCUUACAACAAAUAAAGAUGUCUCAAAUGACCAAAUGAUGUGUCUAGUUCUGUCUCCUCGGUCACCCUUUGCUGGGGCGAGUAACACGGUAAUAUGCACUGACGUACCACCAGACGGCCAAACAGCUUCUUUCCAGGCUGUGACUCUCC
This is a messenger RNA of Gasterosteus aculeatus aculeatus (three-spined stickleback), 1380 nucleotides long. RefSeq lists its product as uncharacterized. Lineage: Eukaryota; Metazoa; Chordata; Actinopteri; Perciformes; Gasterosteidae. The record is from RefSeq and is a predicted model, not a curated record.